Mercenaria mercenaria is the source of this 6225-nucleotide messenger RNA. RefSeq lists its product as uncharacterized. Gene Ontology annotation, biological process: regulation of transcription by RNA polymerase II. NCBI's taxonomy places the organism in Eukaryota, Metazoa, Mollusca, Bivalvia, Venerida, Veneridae. Gene Ontology annotation, molecular function: DNA-binding transcription activator activity, RNA polymerase II-specific; RNA polymerase II cis-regulatory region sequence-specific DNA binding. The transcript is spliced from 20 exons. Bases 366 to 3488 code for a protein of 1040 amino acids. Gene Ontology annotation, cellular component: nucleus. The record is from RefSeq and is a predicted model, not a curated record.
AUUGUUGCAUGAAUUAUCAUUUGAAUGAACAUCAAUAUCUAAAUCAACAACCGUGCCCUUUCCGUUUUCAUUCAACAAACUGGAUUUGUGAAAUAUUCUUAACUUAUUUUGGAUUUAAUUAAUACUUCAUGAUAAACCAGAGCAUCUUGGUACCACCGCUUCAUUUCUGUUAAAGGCUUGUGGACAAAAAGAAUGUUGGUUUACUUGGAAUUGAGGGUUAAAAUAUUCUAAAGUUUGCCUUACAGUCUAAAACAACUGGAAAUGAAAUAACUGUACUUACUCAUUAAGCUUAAAUAAAGGCCCCUUGCGGUAGACUCCAUCAUAUUGAACCAAUAAGUAACUGUUAGGAUGUGUGAAACGUCAACAUGAUACCAGACACGCAGAUAUUUGAUGCAGAGAACUUUCUAGGCCAGGCAACAACAGAAGGCAUUCUAGAAUGGCUGGAGGGAAACAGCGAGAUGUCCGUGCUGAUGGAUGCAAUCCAAGAAGACCUGAAAUCGGACAGCAACGUAGAUAAUGGCUUUGAUAGAAACAACAACAGCAAUGAAAACGACGACGUCGGUAUUGGCAAGACAGAUAACACCAGCAGUACCACUGGGAAACACACACCCACUACCGACGGCCCGCCUGACGAUAUCCGUGCCUUUUACGGACAUCCGCUCACAGCGGCAACCGCAUCGGCUAAUGACGCUGACACGCAUGCGUCCGCAGUGGCCCUCUUGCACGAGUACAUCAACCUCCCUGCCCUGGAUAGAAGCGGGAUGAAAAUAGGCGACAAAAUCAACUCUAUUUACGACAUAAUGAGAGAUGACGGGUCGUCUGCAAAGGUUGAAACCGGAAGUGAGGGGGACGGUGAUUAUAUGCAAAUGUUGCAGACGACAUUAGCCUCUGAAGUGGACAAAUUCUUCAACAGGGAUUGUGGCGAGGAUACAACUGUUGUCAUAGCAACAGAAAAUACUAACUGCCCUGUCAGCAUUGCAGAAGAAGUGAUAAAUGAGGUUUGCGUAGAAACAAGUUGUUUUAGCGCCGAAACUGUGGACCCUUCACAACUGUAUGUAGAAGUGCCGCAAUCAGUUGUUCACAGCUCCGAAAAUACCACAGACGCUUCUGUUCCCGAAUUGCCUGUGGCCAUGCGGAGCUUGGAAGAUAUGAGCGGUGACAUUCCAGCACAGUCUUGCAGUGCAAAUAAAGCACCCGCAGUAACCGCGGUAUUGCCUCCGGAGAAAGUCACUUGCAGUAGCAGACGACCGAGAGAGCCGAAAGAACAAGUAAAUGUAAAAACACAAGAAUUAUCAAAGAAGCUUGUGAAAGCAUUGACAGAAAAAAUUAUGAAGAGAAUGAAUCAAAAAGAUCAACAGACUAUAAGUGAAAAAACGGAACUGGAAACAGCAGUUUCAAAUCUUCCUCCCGGUGGAAGAGAGGGUGUUUGUACAAAUAACGUAGAGGAUAAAUAUACAUAUAUAACUGACAGUGCUGUUUUAAAAGACAUAUCUGUUGAAAAGAAUCAUGAGACUAUAUUAGAAAACCUACCUGUAACAUUGCCUGUCAUAGAGGCUGAAAGUUUGGACGCAUCUCCCGUUCCCAUGACAACAUACUCAUCGUCACAUCUGACGUCAUCAACAGCUCACACCUCAUCAUCUCCCCUGUCUCUUACCAAAGAAAUAAAGACUGCACAAAACUGUACACAAACUCGUUUAGUGGAUGCUCCGCAAACAAUAGAAAGUGCUAGUGUGACGCGACGUGUGACUGUACCAAUAUUUAACAAAGACAGUGCGAUUGCGCAUGCGCAAACGCUUGAAACCAAACAAUAUGUAAGGCAGAACUCUGUCCCUGCUACAAACCAAAAUGGUUAUCAGACUAAUAGUUCAAAUAGUGCAGCAAACAUAUGCCAUGCAUCAAAUGGUCCUCCCCCAGUGUAUUAUUUCCCUGAUGUGAACUCUGGAGCCAUUAGUAUGUACCAAAACCCAGUUCGGUCCACCGUGGCUGCGACCUCUGAUUGUGAUAUAAUGCUGGAGAGAUAUAUACAGCAACAAGCUCCUUACGUCCAUGAAAAUCCAAGUGGCAGAGGGCACGGUAAAGAAACUUACAGCCUUAAAUCUCCUGACAGUGGCUUCUGUGAACCGUGUGUGUCUCCAAGGGAACCGAAUCACGUGCAAUAUUCUGAGGGCGUUGAUCUCAAGCGAUAUCCAGACGGAUCUGGCGACGAAGGUGAUAAGCGUGGAGGCAAGGUUGCUAGGAGACGGAAGUCGGCACCACCGAUGUACGUGAAACAGUACUGGCAUCCGCUGGACAAACUGGCGAAAUCUGGUAUUACAAAAUUGGAGGAAGAUCCCGCGGGUUACAAGUACUUCCUGGAAUGUCCAAUAUCAACCACACAGAGGAUUGAGGAGGACCGAAUAACAUAUCUCAAUAAAGGUCAGUAUUACGGAUUAACACUGGAACAUGACGGACAACGAACUAUAAAAAGCCAGACAUUAAAGUCAGUAAUUAUGGUGGUGUUCAGAGAAGACAAACACCUAGAAGACGAAAGAAAAUCUUGGGAAUUCUGGCAUAGCCGGCAACAUAGUUACAAACAACGAGUUAUUGAUAUAGACACCAAAAACAGUAUAAACAUAGGCCCUAACUGCACCGAAGAGAUAGCAUACAAUGCUGUUGCAGUGAAAUGGAAUCCACGUGACUCCCCAGUGAAGGUGAAUAUUGCGGUACACUGUUUAAGUACAGAUUUUAGUAAUCAAAAAGGCGUAAAGGGCCUGCCUCUACAUGUACAAGUGGACACUUACGAGAACUCAACCAAAGAUGCUUUCCCUAUCAGCAGAGGAUACUGUCAGAUAAAGGUCUUUUGCGAUAAGGGCGCCGAAAGGAAAAUACGAGAUGAAGAAAGGAGGAAACAGUGCAGGGUGAGCAAGACAGAGACUCAACCAGGAACCAAAGCUCUCAGGAGGCGCCACGAGGAGGUAUAUCACGAAGCGCUAGACAAAUCGGAAUUUUACCCCGUGGCGGACCUUCAGUCUCAGCCUAUACUGUUUACACCCACAUUCGAAAGCGAUGACUCCGCUAGGCCAAGUCCUGUUAAUUUGUCAAUUACAGACGAAGACGGAAGUUCAAGUAUAACGAGCAGCGUUGACCAUUAUGACAGUGCUGAAGAUGGGAUAAGCCCAGCAGCCAAACGACCUCGCACAGAUCACUACACUCCAUAUCAAACAUUUUCAAAUAUUCUGCUGUAUGUUAGAGAGAAACAUGAAGUUGUCUUCACUGCUGUCAUGUUAAGAUCUCCUACCUUACAUGGACUUUUACAAGCGGUUGAAGAGAAGUAUAAUGUUCCCAUGUCGAAAAUCAAACAUUCAUAUAAACGCUCAAAGAAAGGAAUCCUAGUACGCAUGGAUGACAAUAUAAUUCGUCAUUAUUCACAUGAAUCAACGUUUAUCAUUGAACUGAAGAAGAAAGACGAUGGUUAUGAAUUAAUUCUCACAGAAAUUGACCCUUGCUGACAAAAUCUAUGAAAGUGUCGUCUGCCGCAGACGGAUCUACAUUCCAGCUCGAUAAUUUGGCGCCACUAAGUAGCUUACAUUACUUCCGGGUCAUUGGUGUGUUAUUUGAACAACACUUGAGGCUCUGUGAAGAUUUCUUGAACAUUUCUUCUACAAUAUUAUCCAUGCAGAAUAAAUCAGAAAUACAAGAAAGAACCCAAUACGGAUUGUAUAUAGUUGAAGGGACCGAGCACAGUGUCCGUAUGGAGCAUUCCUGCAUAUCAGCGGUCGACCAUAGUUCCUUGGUAGUUCGUAUUGUGGGCUGUAUAGAAUCUUUGACGAAUGGAAAUGAGUACUCACAUUUUGAUAAUUUCAAAUACUUGUUUGGAAUUGUACACUAUAACGGAAUAAACAGCAGUAUCUACAUGGAAGCUGUCUAUUAUGUAUAUAGAGAUGAUCAAAGACAUGUUCACGGGUUGAUCGCCGUGAAUAGUAGUGUUCAAGAGGGAACUUUAUAAAGUGCUACAGAAGAUGGUGCUUGUAUAAAUACCAUAUUUGCGUUCUAUGAUAAAAGAACAUUGUAAAAUUACCAUCAGUGCAUUCUUUGAUAUUAAGUUUUUGUAAAUAGGAAUGAAAUGAUUUCGCCUUUUGAAAUGUUAGAUGGACAAGAGAAAUCUUAAGUUGUAGCAUAAUAGUUUAAAUGAAUACACUGUUGCGACAUAUAUAGCAUUUAUAGCCUUCUAUAUUGGCUAAACGCAUUGUAAACCAUGACGUACUUCGUACAUUUAGCUGUAUUUCAUGUUGAGAGCAUAGUUCAAAGAGCUAAUGUUGUAUUAGAUAACUUUACUGCUGUUUUGUUUACAGAAGAACAUUCCCGAUUGUUGUUGUUGUUUUCUAGAUGUAUAUAUUUUAUAUAUUUUGAUAUUUUUACAUAGGAUGACCGUCCAUUACUUGAACAUUCCAGUUAGAUAUAUAGCAUAUGUCAACAUGUUUAGGAAGCUAGUUAUCUUCACAAAAGUUAUUACCUUUCAUAUUUUAAAACGCAUAACCAGAGAUAUGAUAUAUUUAAAAUUACUUAAAAGUAGUUUCUUAAAUGGUAAUAGAUUAAGAUAGCGAUAAGCUGAACUAAAUGAAAAAAUGGUAUUUGUGUGAGAGAGAGAGAGAGAUCCUUAUUUUAUUACAUGAAGAAACUUUGCGAUUGAAUUUCUUACAUUAAUAUUUAGAGCUAACUUACCAAAACUAUUUAUUGCAUGAAAAGAUACAGAAAGGACCUUUUAAUACAAUGACAUGCAUAAUUUCCAUUCUGUGCAGUGACUUACUUUUUCAGAUUAUGGUGCCUUAUUUCAUGCAUUUGCAAGAGGUCACUCAGUGCUUAAAUAUUUAGUCAUUUUGUGAUUGGUAUAGAAAGAAAAAACGCUAGCGCGAUUCAUGCAUUUGCAAAACAUUCCAAUGUUGUGUAUACCCGUCUACGAAAAAAUAGCAUUAAACAAUUAGAUGCAAGGCUUAUAUAGUUUUAUACAAGCCUAAUAAAGGGUAACAGUUUUUGUGACAAAAUACAAUCAGUUCAUUGAAACUUUACUUUUCAAUCUCAUGUUACUCACGCUCUUGUGACUUCGAGAGAUCCGAAUACAAUAACGAAGCUUAACACAUUUUCAUCAGUUCAUUUUUUUACUAAAAGGUUUAUACGGUCCUACUCAUUUAAAUAUUUUUGCAGGUAAAAUAUACCCAAACAUGUUUUUAAUUCAGGCAUUUAAGUGUUUCAGAUGCAGUGGAUUAAUUUAAUAUCAAAAUGAUGGAUUUCAUUUGUUUUUAGACACAACAUUUUAAUUGUAUUCACUUAAUUAUUGCAACAAAAAGAACUACGUUUGUAUUAAUGUUUGUUUGCAAAACUAAAGAAAGUAAAAUUGAUAUUUCUGCAGUCCUAAAAUGAUGCCGACUGUCGCCAUUUUCAGACAUUUUCUUUCUACAGCAGUCAAGUUGAAAUUCUUUCCCAGAGUUUAUACGUUGACUACCAUAUAAAAUCAAAUAUCAUUUGAAGUUUAACUGUCCGUUAAGACUACGUGGCGCAUCAUCCAAGUUCAGCAGAACGUAUUCAAUUGAUUCCCAUCUCAUGUACAGUUGGUAUAUGCAAAUGUAAUAAUGUUGUCAAUAACAUGUUUCUAGUCAAAAAUGAUCAUCGAAAGUUUCAAUACUGGCCCUCUCAUUACUUUUGUCAGAAUUUUCAUUCAUAAUAUUUCUUUUUUUGUCUGUACUGUAUUGUACAAAGAUAAUUGUACUUGUAACAUUUUAUGGGGUAUUACGUGAUGUAUGUUUUGUAAUGCAUAGUCGUUUCAUAAAAUACUUCCGAAUGUAUUAAAAAAUUAACAUAUUUCAAAUGAUGUGACUGACUUGUAUUUAAAACUUCAUUUAUACAGAAUGUGACAUUUUAUUCUAUAAUUUUCAGAGAUUCUUUAUUUGUAAAUAUAUAGUUUCUUUACUUCUUAGAAGUUUAAUGAAAAGAUCCGAAAGUAUCGAAUAUUAUUCACAAGCUGCUGAAUAACUUACUGUCGUCUGCUAACGUGAUACUAGCAUAUUUAAUUUUGAAAGAGGCAAAUGAAACUUGUAUAUUACAUGUUAGAUAUAAAAAUGGUUCAAAAGAUAUACACAUUUAAGAAAGAAAUAUGUAUAUUGUUGUGUGUUCUGUUGUUGUUUUUGAUAUUACAUAAUUUAUGUUUCAUACAAUAGCAAUAAAUGACAAAAAUAAAUAGAAUCGUUCUGA